AUGCGAUCUACCAAAAUCUUUAUAAUCUGUGUCAUAUUUCGACUUGUGAAUGCCAUAUUUACUCGUACUUACGACAAUCCCGAUGAAUACUGGCAAUCACAAGAAUGGCACGAAAGGAUUCGUAGCUAUACUCAUCCCCUUGUAUUCGCCACACUUUAUAAAUGUAUUCAACUACUUGGCCUAGAAGAGACUGAUGCCUUGAUCGUUUCUCCUCGCCUACUACAAGGGUUUUUCUCAGCAGUUGCUGACUAUGGAACAUAUACACUUGCUAUUCGCAUAUUUGGUAUCACAAUCGAGCCUUAUAUCUUAUUUAUGACAUUAUGCUCAUGGUACAACUUCUUUAUGGCCGGAAGAACUCUUUCAAAUUGCAUGGAGAUGGUUCUUACUAUUCUGGCUCUCAAUUAUUGGCCACUACAAAAUUGCCCAGAUCAAAACUGGAGAAAACACCUGAGAUUUAGUCUUGGCCUCGCUUCUUUGGCAUGCUUGAUGCGACCCACAAAUGGAAUCGUGUGGCUUUUUCUUGGUCUCCAUUUACUAGCUAAUAGACCUCGUUACAGAUGGGAAAUCGCGUUUGAAGCGGCCACGAUUGUAUCAAUUGCUGUGAUCAUAAACACAUUGUUGGACACACAUAUAUACACUGGAUCAUGGUAUAAUGUCUUCCACGAACCCGUAAUUGCUCCAUUGACUUUCUUUCGUUUAAACGUAUUGGCUUCAGUAUCUCUGUUUUAUGGUGUUCAUCCAUGGCAUUGGUACAUAUCCCAAGGAUUACCAGUGAUGACAACCACACUUUUACCACUUGUGGUGUACGGGGUUUGGCGUAUACAAAAGUCAUUCAAUAACAACACCAGCAUCAGGGCGCUUCCAUUUUUAAAGCUUGUACUCUGGGUAGUUAGUGUCUAUAGCUUGCUAUCUCACAAGGAAUUUCGUUUCUUGUUUCCCAUAUUUCCACUUCUACUGAUAUUUGCAGCAUUCGGCUUGGAACAGGUGCCAUCCAAAAAAUGGCGUAGAUGGAUAGUAAUAGGCUUAGUAGGUACACAAUUGCCACUGUCUAUUUAUUUAUCGUUAUGGCAUCAAAGAGGCGUCAUGGAUACCAUGUUGUGGUUACGUCAAGAAGCUCGGAAUUCACCUAUAUCGAUACAUGUAUUGAUGCCUUGCCACUCCACACCCUAUCAAUCUAUUUUACACUCCAAAUCUACCCCCAUAAAAUUCUUAACAUGCGAGCCGCCACUUGUAGGUCAGUCGACAGCAGGUUAUAUGGAUGAGGCCGAUGUAUUUUAUGCCGACCCAGUGGCGUUUGUAAGCACUUUUGACACGUGGCCAACCCAUAUCGUGAUGUUUGAAUCCGUUCAAGCUCAACUCAAAAACACUCUACAUCAAUAUGAGAUAUGCAAACGUUUCUUCAAUAGUCAUUGGCACGACGACUGGAGACGGCAAGGAGAUAUACUAGUUCUGUGCAGAAAUAAAGAGACAAGACAAAUUCAUGAGUGA
This is a messenger RNA of Phycomyces blakesleeanus NRRL 1555(-), 1488 nucleotides long. RefSeq lists its product as hypothetical. Gene Ontology annotation, cellular component: endoplasmic reticulum membrane. Lineage: Eukaryota; Fungi; Mucoromycota; Mucoromycetes; Mucorales; Phycomycetaceae. The transcript is spliced from 5 exons. Gene Ontology annotation, biological process: GPI anchor biosynthetic process. The coding region runs from base 1 to 1488 and encodes 495 amino acids. The record is from RefSeq and is a predicted model, not a curated record. Gene Ontology annotation, molecular function: alpha-1,2-mannosyltransferase activity.